CCGAGCUGAGCCGCGCCGACCGGCGGGAGCGGAGGGGCGGCCCCGGGGCCGCCGCUGCCGCCGCCACCAGGGAGGAUCCACCGUGGUGCUGCUCCAAAAUGCACAGGACCACCAGGAUAAAGAUCACCGAGCUCAACCCCCACCUGAUGUGUGCCCUGUGCGGCGGCUACUUCAUAGACGCCACCACCAUCGUGGAGUGUCUGCACUCCUUCUGCAAAACCUGCAUCGUUCGCUACCUGGAGACCAACAAGUACUGCCCCAUGUGUGAUGUUCAAGUGCACAAAACCAGACCCCUCCUCAGCAUCAGGUCGGACAAAACCCUGCAGGACAUAGUGUACAAACUGGUCCCGGGGCUUUUCAAAGAUGAGAUGAAGAGGCGGCGCGACUUCUACGCAGCGUAUCCGGUGGCAGAGGUUCCCAACGGGUCCAAUGAAGAUCGUGGGGAAGUCUCUGAGCAGGACAAAGGGAACCUGACGGACGACGAGAUCGUCAGCCUGUCCAUAGAGUUUUAUGAAGGCUCCAGAGAGGAGAAGAAAGGGACUGUGGAGAACGGGGACCUGGAGAAGGAGAAGAGGAGCGGGGUGCGGUUCCUGCGCUGUCCCGCCGCCAUGAGCGUCAUGCACCUGGCCAAGUUCCUCCGCAACAAGAUGGACGUUCCCAGCAAGUACAAGGUUGAAGUCCUCUAUGAAGAUGAGCCCCUGAAGGAGUAUUACACCCUGAUGGACAUCGCCUACAUCUACCCCUGGAGGAGGAACGGGCCCCUGCCGCUGAAAUACCGCGUCCAACCCGCCUGCAAGCGGCUCAAACUGUCCCAGCCCGUCACCUCCGAGUGCACCAACACCAGCGGCGCCUCCGAGUGCGAAUCGGGCAGCGACAAAGCGCACAGCCCGGCCACGCUGCCCGCAACCUCCUCCUCCCUGCCCAGCCCCGCAACCCCGUCCCACGGCUCACCCAGCUCUACCACCGGCAGCGGCCCCGGUACAGGUACCGGCCCCGGUACCGCCCUCAACGGCACCUCGAACUGCCACCCGCUGCCUCCCGCCGGCGGCCGGUGCCGCAAAACGACAGUGAACGGCAGCACAACCUCCAGCCUGAGCUAAGGAGCCACCGAGCAGGGACUCCGGGCUGCUUUUGUAGAUCUCUAUACAUGACGUACAGACAUCUAUCCGGAUACAUGUGUACAUAGGGAGGAAAAAAAACCAACCCCAACCAACCAAAAAAACCCCACAAAACCAAACCAAACCCCCAAACGACACAUACUUAUUUUCUAUCGAUUGACCAGACGAAUUUGAAAUGCAAAUGAGACACAGAAAUGCGGUUGAAUAUUUUGUAAACGGUUUUUGUUGUUGUUUGUUUGUUUUGUUGGUGGGUUUGUUUUUUUUUUUUUUGUGGGUCUUGUUUUGUCUUUUUUAAAUGUGAACUCCUGGGAGCUGCCUCCUGCCGGAGCCCGGGGACACGCGGUGCUGCCACCUUCCUUGCUCCGGGGCUCCCAACACUUUUCCCCUCUCCUCCCCAUCCCUCUCCCCUCCCGGUGGGAAGCAGGGACUCCCGGCUGCACAGGUAAGGGCCAAGCACAGGUAAGGGCCAAGCACAGAAGCCAAAAACUUCCCCCCCCUUCUCCUUCCUCCCCCAGCCCUGCUGUGCCCUGUGGGGUUUUGUUCCUUGUUUGUGUUUCUUUGAGUGGGUUUUUGGCAUCGGCUGGGACCAGGGGUCCACGGAGCAUCACUUGCUGGCAUUGCCCCCCCCAUCCAGGCUCUGCUUUGCUAAACAGGUUUCUGAUUCUUUUGCUUAUUUUGCCUUUUUUUCCCUCCCUCUGGUUGGGGGUUCAGGCUCUGAUCUAGCAAAGCCUCCCACAGACGCCUCCUUCAUGCACAGUAAGUAGGUUCUUUUGCAUGUUUGGUCCUUUUUUCCCGGCUUAAAAACCAAACAAGCAAACAAAAAUGGUUGUAAUGCGGCAGUGAGGGCCCAGCUGGACCAGGGGGUGCAGCACAAGACAUCCCCCCUCUCCCCGAAUAUUGGUUCCAGGGCAGACGGGCAGCACCGGGUACCAACAGCUCCGGGCUCCACUGGGAACAUCUAAACCAUUUGGCAGCACUGGGGGAGCCCGGGUGGGACCCCAGGGCUUCAAGCCCGAGCACAUGGUGGGGGCAGCACCCAGCUGGGGGGGUACAGGACGCCAGGACCCCCCCUCCCAGCAGCUCCCCACUCACCUCCACGGCUGCAGCGUUUAUUUUUUUGCCCUCCCCGUCCUUCCCACCCUCUCCUCCUGCCCCCACAUUGGGUUUUUAAAAUAAAAGAUAAAAGCCUACAGUGCCUUUAGCCAGGAGGCCUGGGUGAGGGGCGAGCGUGGGAAGGUGCUGCCGUGUUCUGGGUGGGAGCAGAGGGGCUCCGCUGCCACCGGCCGCCCGGGGAAGGGACCAACUUUCUACCUUGACGGAAAAAAAAAAGCACACGAGCCCCGGGGAAGUGCAGACCCCCCCGGGAGGGGGUGGUGUUUCUCUCCCACCCCCGCUGGGGAAGGGGGACAAUGACAAAACCACAAAGAUGAGCAAGUGCCUGCAGCGCCCGGACGGCCCCCCCAGGGCACGGUGAGAACCAAAGGAAAGCAGCACGGGAAUUUUAUGGCCAGCCCGACUCCAAAGGUCAGGAAACGUGGGAUGUGGCGGUUGAAUUAGUAAUUUUUAAGGGUUUUUUGUUGUUUGUUUGUGGUUUUUUCCCCUUUGGAAGCACUGCCCCCCCCCCCCAGCACGGACCCACCAGCAGCACCUUCACUCUUAGCACAGCCCCGGGCUCUGCUGCCCUCCGGGCGCUGGGGAGGGGGCCCGGGGAGGGUCCCCAAGGGGCCCCUUUUAUUUGUC
Apus apus (common swift) is the source of this 2858-nucleotide messenger RNA. RefSeq names its product polycomb group ring finger 2 (gene PCGF2). Gene Ontology annotation, biological process: negative regulation of transcription by RNA polymerase II. Gene Ontology annotation, molecular function: promoter-specific chromatin binding. The coding region runs from base 99 to 1100 and encodes 333 amino acids. Lineage: Eukaryota; Metazoa; Chordata; Aves; Apodiformes; Apodidae. Gene Ontology annotation, cellular component: PRC1 complex. The transcript has 10 exons. The record is from RefSeq and is a predicted model, not a curated record.